GUAAAUAAGAAGUGGAUCUACCUGCACUCUUUUUAUGGUAUUUACCAAUCUCCAAGACCACAAUGGUGGAUUCCUUAGGUUUAGAAUGCUAUAGAAGGAUGGGAGGAGUUUCUUUCAGACUUUUUUAAUGACUUCCAACGUACGACGUGGUUGCAGCAAAAUAUUUCAUAGUGUGACAGAUCAUGAUAUAACCUUCUAAUCAAUUUGCGCUUUCAUUUCCAUGCUCAUGUAUUGACACAGUCGAUUUCUAGCAGUUUUUUCCACCCUUAUUUUUUCCUUGAAAAGGCUCUAGCAGUUGAACAUUAGAUUAAGGAGAGAGGAGGAUAUCACAUUAAGGACAUGACAUUGAUCAAGAUGAAGUUUUCCUUUCGUGGAUUUGGUAUUUUAUCUUUAUUUUUUUCCCAAAUUCUGAAAUGCCUAUACUGCCUUGUUUGAGCAUAACCCAUUUUUCAUCCUGCACAAAUGAGGUGAAUUAGUCCCAUGUCUAUUUUACUCCUAUAGGUGUUGUUUGCCCCGUAAGACUGAAUGCAAUACUCAACUUCUGUGAUACUUUAAAGUUUAAACUGUUACCUUCAACUAAUUGAAGCAGGCUUGGCUGCAUGUUCCCCAUAUACCAGUUGUGUGAAUUACUUUAAGUGCCGCGCCUAAGGUCGUGUCGUGUCCUCGUGUCCGUGUCGUGUCCUCGUGUCUGUUUACUUUGAAACAUCCUUAGAAUGUUGGCAGCUAAUCGGAAGAGAAAACAGAACCACCCACCUACGAAUUCAGCCAACAAGAACUCCACCUCUGCAUCCAAAUUCUUUGAGGCUGAAAAUUAUCCAAAGCUUGCAGAUUGGUCUUGGUCUCUUGGAUUAGUUAAGUGUCAGGUUACCUUUGGUUCACCAGUUUGUUGAGGAACCUCCUCUUGGAUUAGUUAAGUGUCAGGUUAGUUUUGGUUCAUCAAUUUAUUUAGGAACCUCCUCUAUACAGCUAGCACUGAUGAAACAAUUUACCGGUUUUUUUGGGUACAAAACUUACUUCUGCACUUUGCCAUUGCAAUUCAAAAGUGAAUUAAAUAAUAUUAUUGUGUACCUCCUUUAUUAAAUGACUAGCUAAAGUAGAAAUUUAUGAACCAAAAAUGCAACUACUUUUUAGUUCUAGUUAUUUGUUGUUGAGGUGAAACUCUCAUGAUGCAAUUAGUUGUGAAGUAGCUUAGUUUUAGUUACAAAACAACCACUAUAUAAGUUUCAAGGGUGCACCAUCAUUAUCGCCUCUCAAACUUAAUCCAUAUUAUCAUUCUCUACAAAGUUCCACACUACUAGAACCAGAAUGGCUAUCAAAUUUCUCAUUAAUUUCAUCUACAUAUUAGGGGUGGCAACAUUAAUGGUCCCUCCUUCUCAUGCCAAUCAUUCCACAGGUUUCUCUAGAGACUUUUCUAGUAUUACGUCUCUAGCUUUCUCUCCACCGUCGGCGAACAAAUCUGCAACUUCUUCUUUGGCAGAUCCGCCGUCGGUGGAGAUCUCGUUCUCCCUACCUCUCAUACACCAAACAUCACCCCUAUCACCGUUCUAUGAUCCCAAAAAAACUGAGGGAGAAAUAUUCCUGGAGAAUGUGCAAAUAAGUGGGGAACGAGCGCAGUACCUUUACCUCAGACAAGCGCAAGGAACAGGAACAUCACGCUUCCAAAUCCCGUUUACUCGUGAUUUUGUUGUCCUAUACUCCAUUGGGACUCCACCGGUUGAAACCUUCGGUGUUCCGGACACGGGUAGUGACUUGGUAUGGUUACAAUGCGAACCAUGCCAAUCUUGCUAUGACCAAAUCCCAAUCCGUUUCGACCCGCGAGAAUCCUCGUCAUACGAGUUGGUUGAAUGCAAUUCUAGUAAGUGUACUGGUUUCGUAAAUCAGAUGACUUGUGACGACGAUGACUAUUGCGAGUACAACGUGAAUUAUGAGGACGGAUCUUAUAGUCGUGGCAACAUUGCGGAAGAGAUAAUGACUGUGGCCAGUCCGCAUUCUACAUAUCAUAUUCCUGUUCUAUUCGGCUGUGGAUUUAACAACAGCGAGACAUCGGGAAAAAACUAUCCAAGUGUGGUGGGAUUACAAAACACCAAACGCUCCCUCCUUGGACAAAUAGGAACUAAAGUUUUUUCGUACUGCCACGACGACAAGAAUAAUGGCGCAAUUCAGAUAGGAAGGUAUACUGCACGACUCUUGGGAAGGAAAACGGCACUUGUCUCAAACUCUGAAGGUUUAUAUCUCGUCAAAUUCAAAGACAUCAUGGUUAACAAAAAGUCCUUGAACAUGCCGUCGUACGUAUUUGAUCAUGAUAAUGGUUAUCCCGAGACGACCGGGGUAAUGAUCGACUCAGGAGCAGCAAUUACUCAUCUACACUCUAUGGCAUUUGAAGCGCUGCUCACUAAAAUCAUUGCACAUAUGAAGAACAAGGGCAAGCGCAUGUCGAGAUGGAAUGGUUUAUACUGUUGGGAUAAUCCUGGGGGAGUUCUCGAUCCUUCUUUGCCAGAAAUAUUAUUUGCGUUUGUUGAUCUUUCGCUUAGACUUGGUGGUAAUGCGUGGCGUCAGCAAGAACAAGAUUCUUGUUUGAUGAUUACUCAAUUUCCACACCCUUUAACCAUAAUUGGCCGUUACCAACUAAGGAACAUCAACCUCGGCUUUGAUUUGGAGAAUAUGAAACUCUGGAUUGAUAUCCAAAAACCUUGUCGGCCUUAA
Molecule: messenger RNA, 2703 nt
Organism: Rhododendron vialii
Lineage: Eukaryota; Viridiplantae; Streptophyta; Magnoliopsida; Ericales; Ericaceae
Product: aspartic proteinase CDR1-like
Exons: 1
Coding region: 1306-2703 (465 amino acids)
Cellular component (GO): extracellular region
Source: RefSeq, a predicted model, not a curated record